AUGUUCAAAAUGAUCAAAAAUGUGUCCAAAAAUAUACAGGACCAGCACCUGCAGGAGGACCAGGACCAGCACCUGCAGGAGGACCAGGACCUGCAGGAGGACCAGCACCUGCAGGAGGACCAGGACCAGCACCUGCAGGAGGACCAGGACCUGCAGGAGGACCAGCACCUGCAGGAGGACCAGGACCAGCACCUGCAGGAGGACCAGGACCAGCACCUGCAGGAGGACCAGGACCAGCACCUGCAGGAGGACCAGGACCUGCAGGAGGACCAGCACCUGCAGGAGGACCAGGACCUGCAGGAGGACCAGCACCUGCAGGAGGACCAGGACCAGCACCUGCAGGAGGACCAGGACCAGCACCUGCAGGAGGACCAGGACCAGCACCUGCAGGAGGACCAGGACCUGCAGGAGGACCAGCACCUGCAGGAGGACCAGGACCAGGACCUGCAGGAGGACCAGGACCUGCAGGAGGACCAGGACCUGCAGGAGGACCAGGACCAGCACCUGCAGGAGGACCAGGACCUGCAGGAGGACCAGCACCUGCAGGAGGACCAGGACCAGGACCUGCAGGAGGACCAGGACCUGCAGGAGGACCAGCACCUGCAGGAGGACCAGGACCUGCAGGAGGACCAGGACCACCUCCUGAAUUGA
Knipowitschia caucasica is the source of this 651-nucleotide messenger RNA. NCBI's taxonomy places the organism in Eukaryota, Metazoa, Chordata, Actinopteri, Gobiiformes, Gobiidae. The record is from the annotation of a GenBank genome assembly.